Messenger RNA from Coregonus sp. 'balchen', 5541 nucleotides. Lineage: Eukaryota; Metazoa; Chordata; Actinopteri; Salmoniformes; Salmonidae. The record is from the annotation of a GenBank genome assembly.
AUGAUGGAUCGGAACAAGCGCAACUCCAUUGCCGGCUUCCCCUCCAUGAGGCCUGACCGUCUCGAUGACCUGGAUGGUGGAGGAGAAUGGGCCCCGUCUCAGGUGGGAAGAGUGUGCCCCUCGUCCUACCGUGCCCUCAUCAGUGCCUUCUCCUGCCUGACGCGCCUUGAUGACUUCAUUUGCGAGUGGAUCGGCUCUGGCUUCUUCUCAGAGGUCUACAGGGUGAGUUUGUAAUGUUUGACCUGAAAUGCAAGAGGUUUAUGCCUGGUAGGUGUGGUUGUCUGAGGACAGCUAAUUAAUUCAUAUCAACACACAGUCACCUCCAAAAUGAUUGGUACCCUUGAUAAAGAUGAUAAAAAAGACUAUAAAAUAAAUAACGCAAAUACCGAGCUAUGUUGUAUGCUAAUAAAAGAAAAGGGGAAAUAAUAUUAUUUUAUAUGAAUUCAAUUGCUCAGAGAAAGAGAUUUUGUACAACAAAAAAAUCUAAAAGAUUAUUGGCAUCCCUAAAGAUUAUUAUAAAAACAAUCAAACAAUGUUAAAUCUGCAUUAACAUUCUACUUUUUUAAGUAAACCUAAGCUUAACCCAGUAAGACCUACAGUUGCAAAAAUGCAACAUGUCCUAAAUUGCAUCCUGUAUCGGUCCUAAAAUAAAACAAAUAAUGUCAAACAAUACAUAGGCUGUUUGCACAGGCAGACACCUUUAUUUUUAUAUUUUUUCACUAAUUGGUCUUUUGACCAAUCAGAUAAACUCUGAAAAAGAUCUGAUGUGAAAAGAUCUGAUAUGAUUGGUCAAAAGACGAAUUAGUAGAAAAAAUGGGCUGAAAAUUCGAAAUUUGGUUGUGCAUCAGCAGUUUUUCUCUUAUGUCAGUCACUUAGCCCAUGUCAGCAACAACAACAAAAUUAGAUUGGUAAAUUAGUCUAGCCAGCCAUCUAAACUUGUAGUAAUCAUGGUAAAAUUAUUGACCGGGGGGCAAAUAGAUUUAUUAGUCACUCUCACUCAGAUAUCAUAUAAAAAAACUGCAAACAUUUCUCUCCGCCCCAUUGGCUAAAUGUGUAGAAUUGCAGCAAACUUGCUUUAAAACUGUCACAUUGUCUCUAAGCCCAUGGCAAAAUGUGUAGAAUUGCAGGAAAUCAACUCUAAAACCUUGCAACAACAUUUCCCUUAGGACCCCCAACAGGCUAGGGCUGGCUCAGACUGCAUGUGUGUGUAUGGAUGUGGGUACGCAGACCCGCGAGCCACUGCAGCCCUUGAUGAUGAGUUCAAAUUUUUUGUGGCCCCCACCCCCAUCAAAGCUGCCCAUCCCUGCUGUAAAGCAAUGGUGUGUCAUUUCAUUGCACCUAUCCGGUGUGUGACAGACACACACCGGAUUACUUAGAAACCUAUGAUCUCAUACACUGAGUUCAGCCCUCAUUCUAUUAUUAAACAUGUUAGUGGUGCGCAAUACAGUUAGCUAAUACAUUGACUUCUGUGCAGAGUAGGAAAACCCUGCACCUCCCUCCAAACCACCCAGAUAUGUUAUGUUAUGGACCAGCCCCCAUUGAGGUCAGACAGGCCCUUAGAGCAUGCAGAUACUCAUGUGGCCUCUCCCUAUUACAUUGAUCCAUUCUCUCACAAUAGACUGAUUUGGGACGUGCGAAAAGCCCUUCUAUAUUUCCAUGUCGUUGUGGUUACGACUCGGAGAGCUCCCUCUGAAGAGGUUUAUUGAUGGGACUGGUAGUUAGGCUACAAUGGCUCUCGGGUAAGUGCUGUAUCGUCAAUUACACUAACUCAACCGGACAGUUGGUACUUGCACAGAUAUGGCUGUUGAAGUCUGAUGUUCAAGUCCUUAACUUGACCUCAAAACAUCAGUAAACUGCCUACAUUCACUUUUGUUGUAACUCACGUUUUCAUUUCCUCCACCCUUUCAAUACAGCCCUGCCUACUGAAGUCAGUCUGAGUAUUCUAUUUUUGCUUGCACAAGUACCACAAUAAUGUCAGCACCCACCCAUGUCCCUGUCUUGCAUCUUAGUCAUACAUACAGAUGGAACUGAAAUAGAAUGCUGAGCAGUUUGCAUAUCUAAUAGGAAAUGAUAACCUCGUUUUUAAUUGAAAGAAGUGAAGGUGUUGCUAGGUCUUGAGCCAUGCUUCACAGUGUAGGCUAAUGCCUGCCUCUGAGCAUGGCCACAGCAGUCUGCCUUGGGACCGCUCAUUCACUGCUCAUUGAAUUCAAAGGGUUAAUGCACACCACUCACACAGGACCAAUCACUGACUUGGUGGGGGAAGGGCAACAUAUAGACUCCUGCCCCAGUCUGUCUGAGGGGAAGUAAUUACACAAUGUAUUUUAGGGAUGGAAUGCCCAUCCAACCUCAACAUGACUGGGGCCUGCUGCCCUACAAGUAUUCCUCCUGUUGAACAUAUGCUAAAUAAAUAGCUUCCUCCAUUCACCCGAACGCUCACCCAUGUUUUAAACGUUGUUGUUUGAUCCUUGGGGCCAUUAUAUUGUUAUAGCUUCAGCUGUUUCCAGUCUUUUCCACUCGAGAUGCAAUGAGGCCAGAAACUGGCUCAAGUGAUGACUUCGGCUUUAUUAGUGCAACGAUAUUUACCCUCAUUGCUUGUCAGUUGUUUGAUUUGUCUCACUGACGACAUUGAAUACUUGCGUCUGUAAGUGCUUAAUGGAGUUCCAUAUCUGUCUAAGCAAGGGGACUAUUGAUCUACAUUGCUUUGAAAAUGCAUGAAAUCAAUGGAAUGAGCUGUUUCUUAGACUGUGUCAUGUUAACAUGGCUAGGUAUUGAGGAGUAGCUGGAGAGACAGAUUGGAGCUGCAGGGUUUUGCUGGGGCAGCCUAUGGGUCUUUUUAAGCCAGGCUGUUCUCUUUUCUCUCCUGGUGGGGAAGGAGAGUGUGUGUGUGUGGGGUGGGGGGGGGGGGGGGGGGGGUUCUAGAGAAGACCAUCUGCUGCCUGCUCCUCUCCUACAGGGAAGAGGAAGACUAGCUCCUCCUUUGUACUUGAACUUCAAGAGUGGCUAAAGAAGCAUUAGUCACAGGAGAGACUCAUCCAAAUGCUAUAUAAGGCCUAGAUCGUUCCGCUUCCUUUUUCUGUACCUCAAACCUUUUAUCUCCUCUCUCCAACUGUGUUGAUAUACCACUAAUAUCUAUAGGAAAGGGGGAUCAUAGUCAUUAAGAAAAGAACUGAAAGUAUAACUAUAUGCAUUGUAUCUGUUAUUGUACUUGCAGACUUUGACCUGAGUGGAUCGAUUUAGUAUAUUCUUAGUCACUGUUGGUUUCAAUGUCUUAAUAUUUCAGCUGGAGGAAGUGAGCAGUAGCAGAUGAAGCUCACCAUUUUCUCACCCUGAUGCAUAACUUCCUGUGGUUAUGGCCCUCUGAGAAAGCAAAUCGAUCCAACCUUAAGCUUAGGGAUAUACAGAGAGACUUCUGUAUUGUUAUAGGUGUUAGUCUAUGUAUUCUCUGCCAAAGCAUAGCCUACAUUUCCUUAGCCUCAGCUCACUGUUCUUUCUAGUGCACCACUGUGGAAUACAAUCAGCCACACAUCUUUGAUCACAUCAGAGAUAAUGCUGCAAGGAAGGCAAGUGACAGUAGAAAGGCCUGCUGACUCCAUGUACAGUUGAAGUCGGAAGUUUACAUACACUUAGGUUGGAGUCAUUAAAAAUUGUUUUUCAACCACUCCAGAAAUUUCUUGUUAACAAACUAUAGUUUUGGCAAGUCAGUUAGGACAUCUACUUUGUGCAUGACACAAGUAAUUUUUCCAACAAUUGUUUACAGACAGAUUAUUUCACUUAUAUUUCACUGUAUCACAAUUCCAGUGGAUCAGAAGUUUACAUACACUAAGUUGACUGUGCCUUUUAAACAGCUUGGAAAAUUCCAGAAAAUGAUGUCAUGGCUUUAGAAGCUUCUGAUAAGCUAAUUGACAUAAUUUGAGUCAAUUGGAGGUGUACCUGUGGAUGUAUUUCAAGGCCUUCCUUCAAACUCAGUGCCUCUUUGCUUGACAUCAUGGGAAAAUCAAAAUAAAUCAGCCAAGACCUCAGAAUUUUUUUUUGUAGACCUACACAAAUCCUGUUCAUCCUUGGGAGCAAUUUCCAAACGCCUGAAGGUACCACGUUCAUCUGUACAAACAAUAGUAUAGUACGCAAGUAUAAAUACCAUGGGACCACGUAGCCGUCAUACCGCUUAGGAAGGAGACUCAUUCUGUCUCCUAGAGAUGAACGUACUUUGGUUCCAAAAGUGCAAAUCAAUCCCAGAACAACAACAAAGGACCUUGUGAAGAUGCUGGAGGAAAGAGGUACAAAAGUAUCUAUAUCCACGGUAAAACAAGUCCUAUAUCGAUAUAACCUGAAAGGCCGCUCAGCAAUGAAGAAGACACUGCUCCAAAACCGCCAUAAAAAAGCCAGACUACGGUUUGCAACUGCACAUGGGGACAAAGAUCAUACUUUUUGGAGAAAUGUGCUCUGGUCUGAUGAAACAAAAAUAGAACUGUUUGGCCAUAAUGACCAUUGUUAUGUUUGGAGGAAAAAGGGGGACAAUUGCAAGCCGAAGAACACCAUCCCAACCGUGAAGCACGGGGGUGGCAGCAUCAUGCUGUGGGGGUGCUUUGCUGCAGGAGGGACUGGUGCACUUCACGAAAUAGAUGGCAUCAUGAGGAAGGAAAAUUAUGUGGAUAUAUUGAAGCAACAUCUCAAGACAUCAGUCAGGAAGUUAAAGCUUGGUCGCAAAUGGGUCUUCCAAAUGGACAAUGACCCCAAGCAUACUUCCAAAGUUGUGGCCAAAUGGCUUCAAUCCUAUAGAACAUUUGUGGGCAGAACUGAAACAGCGUGUGCGAGCAAGGAGGCCUACAAACCUAACUCAGUUACACCAACUCUGUCAGGAGGAAUGGGCCAAAAUUCACCCAACUUAUUGUGGGAAGCUUGUGGAAGGCUACCGGAAACGUUUGACCCAAGUUAAACAAUUUAAAGGUAAUGCUACCAAAUACUAAUUGAGUGUAUGUAAACUUCUGACCCACUGGGAAUGUGAUGAAAGAAAUAAAAGCUGAAAUAAAUCAUUCUCUCUACUAUUAUUCUGACAUUUCACAUUCUUAAAAUAAAGUGGUGAUCCUAACUGACCUGACCUAAGACAGGGAAUUUUUACUAGGAUUAAAUGUCAGGAAUUAUGAAAAACUGAGUUUAAAUGUAUUUGGCUAAGGUGUAUGUAAACUUCCGACUUCAACUGUAGCUAUGGUUCUGGAAAGAUACGUCUUGAUUCAUUUUGCUGCAGGGGUAGAGCAAGCCAUGCUCCAUGAUCUUGGAAUAUUGAUCAUGUUUAGAGAAAAGUGUCCCCAUGAGAAGGGAAUAUUGGCUAAGGGAACUGUAUGGUUAUAGAGAAGUGUUCAUUUUCAGUGUAACUGCCUAGAUAUCGCCUAAAUGACCGGAUUGUUGUGUUUGUUGUAGGUGCAACACAGAGUGUCGGGCCAGGUGAUGGCUCUGAAGAUGAACAAACUGAGCAGUAAUCGAGCCAACAUGCUGAGAGAGGUCCAACUGAUGAACAGACUGUCCCAUCCUAAUAUCCUCCGGUGA